Molecule: messenger RNA, 1338 nt
Organism: Tribolium madens (black flour beetle)
Lineage: Eukaryota; Metazoa; Arthropoda; Insecta; Coleoptera; Tenebrionidae
Gene: shams
Product: glucoside xylosyltransferase 2
Exons: 7
Coding region: 97-1212 (371 amino acids)
Biological process (GO): protein O-linked glycosylation via N-acetylgalactosamine
Molecular function (GO): UDP-xylosyltransferase activity
Source: RefSeq, a predicted model, not a curated record
GGGAAAAGUUAAACUCCCUAUGUAAWGUGUAAUGUCAAUGUCAAAUGAGCAAAAUAAACAAUUAUUUCAAAAUGGUUUUAAAUUCAUAAUUUUAAGAUGAAAUUGUAUACAUGCCUACGAAUAGGUGUGUCGUUUUCAGUACUUUUGSUAAUAUUUUAUUUCUAUAGCAUUAAAAUACUCAAUAACAAAGAUGACGUGAAUGUGGAAGAAUCUCACAAAGUAACAAAAAGUUAUGAAGUAACAACAGGACGGAUUGAGUUUAAACGGAAUGACAUUGUUGUGGCUGUGGUUGCGUGCGGAGAUAGGCUUCAAGAAACCUUAAAUAUGCUUAAAUCUGCUCUAAUAUUUAGCAAGGAAAAACUGAAUUUUAUUGUAUUUGCUGAGGAUAAUUUAAUUGAAAGUUUUAAUCAAAAAUUGAGUGAAUGGAAAACAUUGACAAGUAAUGCUUUUACUUACAAAGUUAUGGCUUUAACUUUUCCUGUGAAAGAUGCAGAGGAAUGGAAAAAACUUUUUAAACCUUGUGCAGCACAGAGAUUAUUUUUACCUAAUAUUUUAAAAGACGUAGAUUCUCUUUUGUACAUGGAUACCGAUACACUCUUUUUGACACCAGUUGAGAAUAUUUGGAGCUAUUUCCAUAAAAUGAAUUCUAGUCAGAUGGCUGCGUUAGCACCGGAACAUGAAGACCCAAAUGUUGGGUGGUAUAAUCGUUUUGCCAAACACCCAUUUUAUGGAAAAUUGGGAGUAAAUUCUGGAGUGAUGUUAAUGAAUUUAACCAGAAUGAGGGCGUUUCAGUGGAGUGAAUAUGUAAUUCCUAUUUACAGAAAAUACAAAUUAAAAAUAACAUGGGGUGACCAAGACAUUAUUAAUAUAAUUUUUCAUUAUCACCCUGGAAAAUUGUAUUUAUAUUCGUGUAGGUUUAAUUUUAGGCCUGAUCACUGUAUGUAUAUGAGUGUUUGUAAGCCUGCUGAAAAAUUCGGGGUGGCCGUAGUCCAUGGUUCUCGCGGAUUUUUCCAUUCAGAGAAACAGCCAGUUUUUCAAGCUAUUUACAGAGCUUUUGAAGAGUUCCGUUUAGGGGGAGAUAUAUUCAAGGAUUUUUAUCAACCCCUUGAAGCCUAUUUAGAACAAGCUCAAAACACUAAUUGCGGUCACAUUAAAGACGUUUUCCUCAAAAAUGUGAGACUAUAUAUUAACAUGGAAGACAACAAUAAAUGAGCCAGGAAUGUAAAAACUUUGAGUUAUGUAACGAAGCUGUCCAUAAAUGCAGGAAUAUUUUAUUUGCUAGUGUAAUUUAUACUUUUAUAAGCAUUAUAGUUUUACUAAACAAUUGAAAAAUGUGUU